GCUGCUGCAUCAAUGCCCCUGGGCAGAUAAUCACGUUGCCAACAGGACGAAAAUCUUGGAAAAGACAGAAGUCGGAUUGCGACGUCUUCCUGCACCUUAAGUACACCAGCAGGGUGAUGGAACCUCUUUCCAUCAGGAAAAUGGUCAAUGAGGUUAUGGCGAGGAUAGUCGGAGAUGACACGGCAAUGUGGCUGGAGCGCACGAUGAUAAGAUGGACUUACAACGCCAGUAUCGCGUCCAGACUCUGCAGAUCCGCGGAGGUGUUCUGCGACUUCGACGUGGCGCAAUGGAUGGAUGCCUAUGAUCCGGAGUUGUGCCCAUGCAGAUCGCACAGAUACGCAGACAUGCGCAACCCUGCCUCCUUGAAUCUACUCCAGUCUGAAGGGCACACGCACGUGAUCCCGCUCGACUCAUCGAUCACAGACAACACUCUACUGCAGGGUAUCAUGAACUCAGGACUGAACCACAUCCCCUGCAUGGCCCUGGAUGUCAACGUGGCGGAAAACGAGAUGGGCGAUUUCCUGGAUCGGCUCAUGGCGAGGGUGUUGGAACUGCGGCAGCUCACAGCGUCCUCACAGUCGUUUCUACGGAAUGUGAUUUUGAGGAAGGCGAGGGUGAAGAUGUCCAAAUACAAGGAGCAACACAGGCACGUUUCUGCGGAGCCAUUCGAGCAUCCUGCAGUAAAACGAGAGCUGGAAUUUCUUGUUGGGCGCUUUCUCAUCUGUCCUACCGACAAGGCGUCGAACACCCCGGCGUUCGUUUGUAAGAACUUUAUCCGAAAGCUCGCCUUCCAGAGGCUAUCUGGACCGGAGUUUGCGAGCAUCGCUGCCCCCUUUAAUGCGGUGGUUGCACGGAUACAACGCGAGCUCUCGGCCUUCUCAGCACUACCAAUGGCACCUUCGACGCUCCCGUACCUGAUGGCGGUUUUCAAGGCUCACAAUGGCGCAUUCCGAUGGAUCACAAACACAGCCGGCACGAUCAUCUCACCGGCGGCGGACCUCUGUGCAUGCCUCCUGCGAUUCCUUCUUCCCCUGGUACUGACAUUCUGUCAGGAGAGAAGCCUGGAGAUGCAGGAGCAGUAUGGGGUGAAGCCAAACCUCUGGUGGUCCAUUGCCUCGGUGGGGGAAUUCUGUGCAAACCUACCGGAAAGAAUCUUCUCGGUUUUCACAGUGGACAUCACCAAGUGCCUCGAAACAAUCCCCACGGACAACUCAGUGGACGGCCUACCUGCGGCGGUGAGAUUCUACGUGCAGAGUGCGAUGCAGGUGAGGAGAGAGAGGAGCUCAUGCCACACUAUUCAGAUCACAGUGGGAGACAACGGCAAGUCCUGGCCUUCAUGGUUGGAUGCCAAUCUGGCCGAAGUGAUGGGCACGAUGCUAUUCAGGGAGAAGGACAUCUGCCGGCUUUCUGAUUGGUGCAUCGCCAAUAGCGUGCUGCGCAUGGGGGACUAUGUGUGGAGGCAGGUAAGAGGAAUCCAUAUGGGCCUAGCGUGUUCCUCAAUCUGGUGUGAUAUAUACUUUUUUAAGUAUGAAUAUCACGCCAUGAUGAGAUUGGCGUACACUGGCAACGCCCAUCUGGUCCCGCACUUUGCGGACACCUUCAGAUACAUCGAUGACCUGAGCGCAAUCAACAACACCAUCAUCAGGAGCUUUAUGAAAGUGGACAGAGCGGUGGAUGACCCUUGAUGGAUCUAUCCCACGGAGUACAUCGAGCUGAAGGAGAAUACGGAGGUGGUCAUGGACGGAUGCGGUCGCAGGGCCAACUCUCUCAACCUGACCAUUGCGGUCACAUCCCCGGAAGCUGGCACAUUCAUCACCACCAAGCAUGACGAGCGGGAGGGGUUGGGGUUCACCCCAUGCAGGUUCAUCAAGUACAAGUCCAACACAUGCACCAAGCAGGCGCUGUAGGUCAUCAGAGCCCAGGUUGCGCAAAUCCUACUGCUCUGCUCCGAGCCAAGUGAUGCGGCCACGGAAAUCAACAAAGUUGUAACUACGAU
Chara braunii is the source of this 1996-nucleotide messenger RNA. The record is from the annotation of a GenBank genome assembly. Lineage: Eukaryota; Viridiplantae; Streptophyta; Charophyceae; Charales; Characeae.